AUCAAAACAAACAAUGUCUCAAUCAUUAACACCACCGAGAUUCAUCAUCUUCAACUCGGUCUCCUUCUUCUUCUCCUUUGUCUCAAGAUUCCAAAAAAAUCUCAUUUUUGAAAGGAAAGUUUACGACUUUGAUUUGGCUUCGGUGAAGGGUUUUGUCGGAAUCAUUGUUGUCUGUUUCCGAGAGAGACUUUUGUUACUUGAGCGACAGAAAGAAGCAAGAACAUACAAAUGGGUUGUGCUGGAUCCACGCAGUCACAAGCAGAAGUGGCAGUGAAGAGAAUUAGGAAGCCGGAACCGUGGAAGCAUACUCAACCGAUCAGUAAAGCUGAGCUUGUGAAAAUGAGAGAAGAGUUUUGGGACACUGCUCCUCACUAUGGCGGUACCAAAGAUUUAUGGGAUGCACUUCGUGCUGCAGCUGAAGCUGACAUAUCUCUUGCGCAAGCAAUCGUGGACAGUGCAGGAGUCAUUGUUCAGAACAAUGAUCUCACUACCUGCUAUGAUGAGAGAGGUGCUAAGUAUGAGCUGCCUAAGUAUGUUCUAAGCGAGCCUACCAACUUGGUGGAAGAAAGUUGAUUAUGGAUCAAUACCAUUUCGAAAAGACCAAAACAGUUUCAAAUUCUAUCCUACGUGAGGAGACUCCAGAGUCAAUGUUGGCAGAUUAACUCACAAAUAUCUCAAUAGCUUGCUACAUUUCUCUAUAAAGAACCGUCUCCAAGAAGCAAGCAUUUUCAUGGAUUCCUUAGCUCUCAUUUCAUGAAACUUCAUUGCCUUAUUAAGUUAUUGAUUCUCAAGAUGAGUGUAAACCGGCGAAACUGGCUCAAACACGGAUAUAAUCUCAGAUUGGUGGUGUUAGUUCUUUGGUUGGUUUGUUAUGUUGGUUAUGGUCAGUUUGAGGACACAAAUGACUUCAACAAUCCAGCUUUUACACAGAUGGUUUACCAUAGUCUCUACAAUAUCACUGCUGCUCUAAAUCAAGAGCUCGCUA
Messenger RNA from Brassica napus (rape), 985 nucleotides. Its product is annotated as ubiquitin domain-containing protein 2. The transcript has 6 exons. Lineage: Eukaryota; Viridiplantae; Streptophyta; Magnoliopsida; Brassicales; Brassicaceae. The coding region runs from base 229 to 573 and encodes 114 amino acids. The record is from RefSeq and is a predicted model, not a curated record.